This is a messenger RNA of Tachysurus vachellii, 1321 nucleotides long. It is a transcript of the gene adh5, whose product is annotated as alcohol dehydrogenase 5. Gene Ontology annotation, cellular component: cytosol. Lineage: Eukaryota; Metazoa; Chordata; Actinopteri; Siluriformes; Bagridae. The coding region runs from base 44 to 1174 and encodes 376 amino acids. Gene Ontology annotation, biological process: formaldehyde catabolic process. The transcript is spliced from 9 exons. Gene Ontology annotation, molecular function: S-(hydroxymethyl)glutathione dehydrogenase [NAD(P)+] activity; zinc ion binding. The record is from RefSeq and is a predicted model, not a curated record.
GUUUUCUUAAGACACACCCCCUUUUAUUGGUGAAAGCACAAACAUGGAGACGGCUGGAAAAGUGAUCAAGUGCAAGGCUGCAGUGGCCUGGGAAGCUGGAAAGCCUCUAUCACUAGAGGAGGUGGAGGUGGCACCACCCAAAGCCCAUGAAGUGAGAGUCAAGAUCCACGCGACGGCCGUGUGUCACACCGACGCCUACACUCUGAGCGGCAGCGACCCCGAGGGUCUGUUUCCCGUCAUCCUGGGCCACGAGGGCGCGGGAACCGUGGAGAGCGUCGGGGACGGAGUGACCAAGUUCAAACCAGGAGACACUGUGAUUCCUUUGUACAUCCCACAGUGUGGAGAAUGCAAGUUCUGCAAAAACCCCAAGACCAACUUGUGCCAGAAAAUCAGGGUGACCCAGGGACAGGGUCUGAUGCCGGAUAAGACGUCUAGGUUCACCUGUAAAGGUAAACCAGUCUUCCAUUUCAUGGGCACCAGCACGUUCAGCGAGUACACGGUGGUGGCCGAUAUCUCACUGGCCAAAGUGGACGAAGGCGCUCCGUUGGAUAAAGUGUGUCUGCUCGGCUGUGGAAUCUCGACAGGAUACGGAGCUGCGCUGAACACGGCCAAGGUAGAGCCCGGGUCUGUGUGUGCAGUGUUCGGUCUAGGAGCUGUCGGACUUGCCGCCGUCAUGGGCUGUAAAGCCGCCGGAGCCUCCAGGAUCAUUGGCGUGGACAUCAACUCUGAGAAAUUUGAAAUGUCCAAGAAAUUUGGCGUCACUGAGUUUGUUAACCCGAAGGACCACAGCAAACCCAUCCAGGAAGUGCUGAUGGAGAUGACGGACGGAGGAGUGGACUACAGCUUUGAGUGCAUCGGCAACGUCUCCAUUAUGCGUGCCGCUCUGGAGGCAUGUCAUAAGGGCUGGGGGACGAGUGUGAUCAUCGGUGUGGCUGCAGCCGGUCAGGAGAUCUCCACUCGUCCGUUCCAGCUCAUCGUAGGACGCACGUGGAAGGGCACCGCGUUCGGAGGCUGGAAGAGCGUCGAGAGCGUCCCCAAACUGGUGGAUGAUUACAUGAACAAGAAGCUGAUGGUUGAUGAGUUUGUGACUCACAUGCUGCCUUUCGCUCAGAUUAACGAAGCCUUCGACCUCAUGCACGACGGAAAGAGCAUCCGAGCCGUCCUGACUUUCUGAAGAGCAGUUCAUUAAUUCAUGUCUGACUAAUUACUAAGCACUUAAAGUUCUGAUCCUGAUCCAGUGUUUGUUUGUUACACAUGAAAAUGGAUGAUAAAAUGCGAACGUUUGUCUGAUUUAUUUAAUAAAAUUCACACCUGAAACUCA